UCUCCCGCCAAAACACGGCUACGCCGACGUCGCUGACCUGACAACUCCAAAAUCUGAAUUUUAUAGUUAAUUUGUUUUUAUUCUGUGGCUUUUAUCUGUAGGUUCACUUAAAGUUGCCGCCCACUUGUAGGAUUUUAACUUUUUAUGGGCACCGAUCGACUACUUUUGUGCCGUCUUUCAUCUCUAUUGCUAUCAUUUUAUUACACUUUGUUAUGAUAGUCAAAACUCUUACAUAUGGAGAACUAUCUGAAAAUUGAGAAGAUAGGGGAAGGAACCUAUGGUGUUGUGUACAAAGCUCGGUGCAAGAAAACUGGAAAAUGGGUUGCCCUUAAGAAGAUUCGCCUUGAAACUGAGUCGGAAGGUGUACCUUCUACUGCACUCCGAGAAAUUUCCCUUCUCAAGGAACUCACUCAUCCUAAUGUUGUUCAAUUGUUAGAUGUAGUUCACUGUGAGAGGAAACUUUUCCUUGUUUUUGAAUUUCUUACACAUGAUCUUAAGAAAUAUCUGGACUCUUAUAAAGAUGGUCUCCCACCUGAAUUGGUCAAGAGUUACCUGCACCAGCUUCUUUUGGGUAUAUCUUAUUGCCAUCAAAAUAGAGUUUUGCACCGGGACCUCAAGCCUCAAAAUCUUCUCAUAGACAUGGAAGGAUAUAUAAAGUUGGCAGAUUUUGGAUUGGCAAGAGGUUUUGGCAUGCCUGUGAGACCCUACACUCAUGAAGUAGUGACCUUGUGGUACCGUGCCCCUGAAAUCUUGCUCGGCACAAAGUUAUAUUCUAUGGCAGUUGAUGUCUGGAGUCUUGGUUGCAUAUUUGCAGAAAUGACCACAAGGCGACCUUUAUUUCCUGGAGACUCAGAAAUAGACCAGUUAUUUAGGGUUUUCCGUACCUUGGGUACUCCAGAUGAAACAAAAUGGCCGGGAGUGUCUCAGCUUCCUGACUACAAAUCCAUGUUCCCUAGAUGGGAUCCUCAGGACAUCCGAGAAGUCCUUCCAUCGAUGGAUGAUGAUGGAGCAGAUUUGUUUCUGAAAAUGGUGACUUAUGAUCCAAGCAAGCGUAUUACUGCUAAAGAGGCAAUGGAACACCCUUACCUGAAGAAUGUGAAAUUUGUAGCUCCAUCCCCUCUACCUCAUGACGAUGAGUCUUGCAGUGGAGCUUCAUCUAGAGGUACAUCAGAAGUAGAACGCAUCGUCUAGUAGGGCAAUUCCAUGAAAUAAAUAUAAAAUUGCAAGUGACAAAGAGACGCUACAUGUUGUUGCAUCACAUAACUAAACUCAUUUGGAGACCAGUCAUCUGUUAUAGCAAUACGUAGCACGCCUCAUUCGAUUAGAAUUGCCGUCACUUUCAGGUACUUCUUCAUAGAAUUGCCCAGUAGAAGAAAUUGGCCCUCCAUUUAAUAAAAUCUUCUUUUACUAAGGGCUGUAGUUAAUUUUAGUGCUUAAAUUUUUUUAUUGUGUUUUAUUGAGAUUGUGAUAUGCCAGUUUUAGGGGAAUUUUAAUUAUCUACCAAACAUUCAAGUUACUCAACUAAUCAAUUUCUGCUCAAUGAACUGGAAGUACUUCCUUCUGUGCAAGUCUUAUUUAUUUGCUCAUUUACCCCAUAAAUUUUACUCUUAAGUAAUUCUUCCAACUUCAUCCGUAUCAUAGCUUUAAAAUUUUAUGAAGCCAUUAAACAUAAUAUGUGCGUAGGCACUUUUUAUCUAAAGUUACUUUAGACAAAACUUCAAUUCUGGUGCUUGUAGUCAUUAAGAACUGUGUGAUCAUUAGUUUGAAACACGUAAAGAAAAGAAGCGUUCUGAAUGUUUUUUUCCAUGUGUUCUCUGUAAGCUUUGGACCAAUGUGAAGUGUUUUUUAAAAAGUAUGCAUUGUAUCCUAAAUUUGGACCAAUACCUAAUAAAUGUAACAAACCUUUAGCAUAGAUAAGAAGCCAUGUCUUACAUAUGUGUAAACACGGUGUUUUAGAGUAAAAUGCGAUGAUGUGCCAAUGGGGACCAAUGUGUGAUGUGAUGUUUUCAGAAAAUGUUAAUAAACUCCAUCUAGAAUGUC
Molecule: messenger RNA, 2040 nt
Organism: Frankliniella occidentalis (western flower thrips)
Lineage: Eukaryota; Metazoa; Arthropoda; Insecta; Thysanoptera; Thripidae
Gene: Cdk2
Product: cyclin-dependent kinase 2
Exons: 6
Coding region: 235-1191 (318 amino acids)
Biological process (GO): signal transduction; G1/S transition of mitotic cell cycle; protein phosphorylation
Cellular component (GO): cytoplasm; cyclin-dependent protein kinase holoenzyme complex; nucleus
Molecular function (GO): cyclin binding; cyclin-dependent protein serine/threonine kinase activity; ATP binding
Source: RefSeq, a predicted model, not a curated record